Messenger RNA from Prunus mume (Japanese apricot), 3460 nucleotides. RefSeq lists its product as uncharacterized. Gene Ontology annotation, biological process: protein phosphorylation. Lineage: Eukaryota; Viridiplantae; Streptophyta; Magnoliopsida; Rosales; Rosaceae. Gene Ontology annotation, molecular function: protein binding; protein kinase activity; ATP binding. The record is from RefSeq and is a predicted model, not a curated record.
AAAACCAGUGUUCAAACCGCGGGAACAGACCAACUUAUGAACCUCCAUCACAAAAUGACUAAACUCACCCAAACAUCUUCUCUCCACACCCAUCUCUGCUUCCUUCUCUUCCUCCCCCUCCUCCUCAUCAGCCAUGCCAACUCUCAGUCAUUGCAAGACCAAGAACAAGCUGUCCUGCUAAAACUAAAAUCAUACUUGCAAUCUCCACCGUUCCUCAGCCAUUGGAUUCCAUCAACAUCAAACACUUCCCACUGUUCCUGGCGGCCUGAGAUCACCUGCACAAACAACUCCGUCACCGGAUUGUCUCUGGUCGACAUGAACAUCACCCUAUCAGUUCCACCUUUCAUUUGUGAUCUCAAGAACCUCACACUCGUUGAUCUCAGCUACAACUACUUUCCUGGAGAGUUCCCAAAAGCUCUCUACAACUGUUCAAAGCUAGAGUACCUGGACCUCUCUCAAAACUACUUUGUUGGCAAGAUUCCUGACGAUAUCGACAGCCUGCCUCGGCUUCGAUACCUUAGCCUUGCCGGUAACAACUUUUCUGGUGAUAUACCAGCGGCCAUUGGGCGGUUACAUGAGCUCAGGAACCUGCAGCUGUUUAUGAACGAGUUUAAUGGCUCCGUCCCACCAGAAAUAGGUAACUUGUCCAAUCUUAAAGACCUAAAUCUCUCUAGCAAUAUAAAACUUGUGCCAUGGAACAUGCCUUCAAAUUUCACCCAGUUGAAAAAUUUGAAGACUUUAUGGAUACGAGAAUCAAAUUUGAUCGGACAGCUCCCUAGAACACUCGGGGAAAUGGCAGCACUGGAAGAAUUGGAUUUGGCAAAGAACCGUUUGAAUGGGGCAAUCCCAAGCUGUUUGUUUCUGUUGAAGAAUUUGAGUAUAAUCUAUCUCUUCAAGAACCGCCUGUCUGGGGAUAUACCUCAAGUGGUUGAAGCAUUGAACUUGAAAGUUAUUGAUCUUUCUGACAACCUUUUAACAGGGCCAAUACCAGAAGAUUAUGGAAAGCUUACCAAGUUAACAGGGUUAGCUUUGUUUUAUAACGGUUUUACUGAUGAGAUUCCAGCAAGCAUUGGCCGUCUACCAAAUCUCAUAGAUUUCAAAGUGUACGACAAUAACUUGACAGGAACAUUGCCUCCGGACUUUGGGAGGUAUUCAGAGCUUGAAGGGUUCGAGGUUUCGGGAAAUAGGCUCGCUGGUAAACUGCCAGACCAUUUGUGUUAUUUGGGUAAGCUGGUAGGACUUGUAGCUCAUGAGAAUAAUCUCACUGGGGAGUUACCAAGCUCUCUUGGAAAUUGCACUAGUUUGGUGAUAGUCAAGGUUUAUGAUAAUGGGUUGUCUGGGAACAUUCCUAGUGGCAUGUGGACAGCAACAAACUUGAGUCAGGUACUAAUGAACAAGAAUUCUUUUACCGGUGAGCUUCCUGAGAAAAUGUCUUGGAAUCUUUCGCGGCUGGAAAUCAGAGAUAACAGGUUUUCAGGUAAGAUUCCAACCGGGGUGUCUUCCUGGACGAAUUUGAAGGUUUUUGACGCCGGUAAUAACCUUUUUAACGGUACUAUCCCUCAGGAACUUACUGCUCUUCCUAGCUUAAUCACUCUUUCUCUUUAUCAGAAUCAGCUUACUGGCUUCCUUCCAUCAGAGAUUAUAUCAUGGAAAUCACUCAACACUCUUAAUUUCAGUGGAAAUCAACUCUCUGGACCAAUUCCAGAGAAACUUGGUCUUCUACCAGUCCUUACUGAACUGGAUCUUUCAGAAAACCAACUUUCUGGCCAAAUUCCAGCUCUGCUUGGGCGUCUGAAGCUCAACCAUUUCAAUCUCUCUUCCAAUCACCUAUCUGGGAAGAUCCCAUUUGAAUUUGAAAAUCCUGCUUAUGACAGAAGCUUCUUGGACAAUCAAGGUCUAUGUGCAAUUAGCUUAUCAGAAAAACUCAGCAUAUGCAAUUCUGAACCCCGGAAGUCCAGCAAAAUUUUGUCCAAGUAUCUUGUAUUGAUCAUAACUUUCGGCAUACUUUUGUCCUUCUUGGCUUUGUCCUUAUCAUUCUUCAUGGUCAGAGGUUAUUGGAAGAGAAACGGAUCAGAUUCUUAUUGGCAGCUCACCUCAUUUCAGAGGUUGAAUUUCACAGUGUCAAAAAUUCUCUCAGGAUUGACAGAAAGUAAUUUUAUUGGAAGUGGCGGAUCAGGGAAAGUUUAUUGUGUUCCUGUCAAUUGUACAGGCGAUGUUGUUGCCGUGAAAAAUAUUUGGAAAGAUAAGAAGUUAGAAGAGAAGCUUGAAAAAGAAUUUCUUGCAGAAGUCAAGAUAUUGAGUUCCAUUCGACAUGCCAACAUAGUGAAGCUGAUGUGCUGUAUAUCCAAGGACAAUUCAAAACUACUUGUCUAUGAGUACUUGGAGAAUCGAAGCCUGGAUCGAUGGCUGAACAAGAGAAACAGGCCAUCCAAUCUCUCCAGGUCAGUCCACCAUGUUGCGCUGGACUGGCCUAAGAGGUUGCAUAUUGCAGUGGGGGCUGCUCAGGGCCUCUGCUACAUGCAUCAUGACUGUGUGCCACCCGUUGUGCAUCGAGACGUGAAAUCAAGUAACAUCUUGUUAGACUCUGAUUUUAAUGCAAAAAUAGCAGAUUUUGGUCUAGCCAAGAUGUUGGUCAAGCAAGGAGAACUUGCUACAAUGUCAGCUGUUGCUGGCUCCUUUGGCUACAUUGCUCCAGAAUGUGCUCAUACUAUACGAGUGAAUGAGAAGAUUGAUGUAUAUAGUUUUGGGGUCGUCCUUCUGGAGUUAACCACCGGUAGGGAAGCUAAUGAUGGCGACGAACACACUUCUCUUGCUGAAUGGGCAUGGCGCCUAGCUCAAGAAGACAACCCUCUUGCUGAUGCUUUGGACCAGGACAUCAAAGAACCUUGUUACUUGGAUGAUAUGUGCUCCGUUUUCAAACUUGGUAUCUACUGCACCGAGAAACUACCAUCUGCUAGGCCUUCCAUGAAGGAUGUUCUGCAAAUCUUGCUCCGGUGCAACCACCCGGUAGUUCACAUCGAGAAGAUCGAGUAUAUUGCUGCUCCUCUACUAAAGAAUUCGAAGCGCAAGCAGAUACUGGAAGACUGAUGGUGGUUUGGUGACAAAUGUGUGAUAGACUGGGUUGAAUUCAACGAGGUAACCAAUAAAGGGGAAAUAAGACUUUCGUUUCAGAUUGGUCUGAAGCUGAUCAAAUGUACACCAUAGGAUCCAGAAGGUGGCACUUAGGAUAACGAAGAGUAUAUUCAUGCGGCCAAAGAGAAGAUGCAUCUAUUAGGCCAAACUACCCUGUAUAUUAGUACCAUAUGUAUAAUAUUAAGAAGAGGACUCUUAAAAUUAGUAUACGUGUGAUACUGGGUGUCCAAACUUCACAACAAUCAGUAGGAACAGUAAGUUCCGAACUGCAAAAACAAGAUAAAAUUGUUGCUGAUAGCCCAUAAGAAUCCUGUUUUAUUUGAAAAAA